AUGAGACUCUACAUUCUAUUACCCAUUCUUGCCGCCAUUAAGCUCUGCAGGGCCGGUUGGCCUUGGUGUCUCAAGGGUAGCCAGGAGGAUGAAGGAGCUCCCGCAGGUGCCAGUGGAGAACAGAGCAACGGUCUCACACCAUGCAUUCUCGACAUUGACAACCCAGACAGUAGUACAAUCGACACUAGUCUUCACCAAAAGGGCGAACUACUCCAGAGACACUUUAUGGCAAAGCAGGGUUAUUCCAUAUCCUCCGUGCUGGAAGACGAAAUAGAGAUUUGGAGAGCCGGACCAAACUCCAGAUGUGCAUUCUUGACCUUUUAUGCAAAGGGGAACACCCUACUCAUCACCAUGGACUCGACCGAGAAUGGAAUCUUUAACCUCAGGCACCUCGAAAAAAAGUACGGCGAGUGGAAGGAACUGACGCAGGACACGUUUCUAAGGAGGAUGAACGAGAUACGAGAGUGCGGACUGGGAAGCGAGUGA
Messenger RNA from Theileria equi strain WA, 486 nucleotides. RefSeq names its product signal peptide containing protein. The record is from RefSeq and is a predicted model, not a curated record. Lineage: Eukaryota; Apicomplexa; Aconoidasida; Piroplasmida; Theileriidae. Bases 1 to 486 code for a protein of 161 amino acids. The transcript has a single exon.